AUGUCCGGCUUUGCCCAACGCGACAGUGCCCAGCAAAUCGACGGAGUGGCCGACGACAACUCGGUAGAGUCGGCCAUCUUCUCCGCUCUGAAGCGCGUGCAUUUAAUCGACGACAUUUCGAAAUGCCAUUAUCAGCGCUGUGGCCGCACGGACGCCGGCGUGAGCGCGUUCAACCAAGUGAUUUCGCUGUAUCUGCGCUCGAAUCUCCGCAGCGGCGUGGAGUUCGUCGACGAAUUCGAUCCUUCGAUUCCUUACAACGCUCCCAACACAUCCAACCAGCCCCAAUCUGCACCUUCUUCAUCUACUCCCGUUACCGAAUUCGAUUAUGCUUCGGUGCUGAACAAAGUGCUUCCGCCCACCAUUCGGAUCACCGGCUGGUGCCCCGUCGACCGAUCUUUCAGCGCUCGUUACUCGUGUUGCGGUGAGGAUUGGGCCGCGAAUUUAUCCGCAGGCCGCGUGUAUCGCUACUACUUUCUUCGGCGAAAUUACGACGUGGAACUGAUGCGAUCGGCGGUGAAACUGUUCGAAGGGGAGCACGAUUUCCGGAACUUCUGCCGAAUCGACGCGGUGAAUGUCUGCGAUUUCACGCGCACGGUGUUCCGCGGGGAUGUCGUGGAGAUCCGAAAGGGAGAAACGCCGCAGCACGACGUGCUGGCCGUGGAGAUUGUGGGUCGCGCGUUCUUGUGGCAUCAGAUUCGGUGCAUGAUGAGCAUUCUUUUCUUGGUGGCGUCGAAAAAGGAGAAGCAAACGAUCAUCUCCGAUCUCCUCGAUGUAUCGAAAAGCCCUUGCAAACCGCAGUAUCAUCUCGCGGAUCCAGAGCCCCUCGUUCUCUACGAUUGCGUGUUCAACCCGGGCAAGCCCGUGGGUUCGCAGACGGCUCGCAGUUAUCAGUUCAUUCGAUCGCACCCGCUGUAUGCUCCCAUUCUCGAAAGCAGCACGGAGAAAUACAACGAAGCGCCCUGCUCGUUUGACGCCAGUUUGUCCGAUUCUGCGCUCGCGGAGCUUCGCAGAGCUUGCGAAGAGAGGGUGUAUCGGACGCUGAUUCCUGGGGCCUGCGCGCUGCAGCUGCUGAGUGGAAUUCGAGAGGAAUAUGCGGAGAGAUUCGUUCCCAGCGGAGAACUGGAGGGAGACUUCCAGGAAGUUGCUGCUCGAAAAUACACACCGCUAGAACGGAGAUCGAAAGCACGUUGGAUUGGGUGA
This is a messenger RNA of Blastocystis hominis, 1200 nucleotides long. RefSeq lists its product as hypothetical. Gene Ontology annotation, molecular function: pseudouridine synthase activity; RNA binding. Bases 1 to 1200 code for a protein of 399 amino acids. The transcript is spliced from 4 exons. Lineage: Eukaryota; Bigyra; Opalinata; Blastocystidae. The record is from RefSeq and is a predicted model, not a curated record. Gene Ontology annotation, biological process: mRNA pseudouridine synthesis; tRNA pseudouridine synthesis. Gene Ontology annotation, cellular component: nucleus; cytoplasm.